AUCGUCAACCAGAACAAGCAAGCAAGCGAAGCAGAGUUCGAUCGGAGUAAUUGGUCAAUCAACCAACCAAGCAGCGAGACUUUUUAUAGAGAGAAUAUGAUGAUGUCGAUUUUCAGCUCCUUCGACGUUCUGUCCGGGGAAUUAUUCGGACAGAAGAUCAAUAAGCUGCCAUCGGGUCUGUGCAGGCAAGCCGACGGCGGCGAUUUGACCAAACUGGACGGCGGGAAGUCGUCGUCGUCGCCGCCGCCGGCGGCGGAGAAGAAGAGGCAGGAAGGCCAGGGGACUCAUCAGGAGAGUGGGAAACGGCUGGCGGCGGGUACGAGGUUCGCCGUGGAGUUGGAUGGGGUUCACUGUUUCGAGACAAUCGUUCGCUACUGAUGAUCCGUUUCAUAUCAUGAUGGAUUUUGGUCAUUUGAUUCAUUCUUGUUUCUUUCGUGUCAAGGUUUUUGAGUGUAUAGGCUAAUCAUGUUCUAGGGGCUCUACACGUUUUGAUCGUUUGCCUGGAGUGUACUCCUUUAAAUGUAUACAGUGUUUGACGCAAUCCAUCCAUAUAUUCUAUUGUUACUACAUGAUUGAAACUUUCAUCUGGCAAAGAUUGUAAUUACAUGGUAAUUGGUAUAGAGAAUUAUAGGUAGAAUAGAACAAAUUGGUUACUUGGUGCAGAAGCGAUCUGAGAAUUUUCCAGACAUUUUACUUUUAACUGAUGCGUGUGAUUGAAGUUAGCAGAGGAAGAAACGAUUCCCUUGAUC
Messenger RNA from Linum trigynum, 749 nucleotides. Lineage: Eukaryota; Viridiplantae; Streptophyta; Magnoliopsida; Malpighiales; Linaceae. The record is from the annotation of a GenBank genome assembly.